ACCACCAUCUUCAAGCGGGUUGCAGACUGUCGGAAUUCGGGCGAAACUAGCCUACGUUUCCUUUAUCUGGUUCAAAAUUCAAACUAGUGACAUUUCAAACGGUAAAAUUGUGUUUAGUUUUCCAUUCAUUAUUUUUGCAAUGCGAACGUGAAAGGUUUUCCACUUCGAGGACAGAUUGAAAAAGAGUUUCUCCUCACCAAAGAAGCAUGGCUCCGGUGUUCCGGAGGGAUGUGGGGGAGGAACCGAGGACGGAGGUUGAGGAGGUGUUCCUACCCUCCACUGAGCCUUCCCCCCAUCACCACAAACUCCAUAAGGUGUUAGAGCAGCACAAAGCAGUCAUAACUGAGGCCCCUGAACUAGAUGAGGAUGUGUCAGGAUCCACAGAGGAAGCUUCCACAGAGGCCACCACAGUCAAGGGGAAGGCUGAGGAGAUUAAGGAGAAGGUGUUGGACGUGGCACACACAGUGGGCGACGAGGUGGGACUGCCAACCUGGGUCGUCGUCUCUAUAUUUAUUGGAAUAGCAGUGAUUAUUCUGCUGAUCUGCGUUUGCUGCAUCAGACGAUGUUGUCGCAAGAGGAGGUCCAAGGAUGGCAAGAAAGGCAAAGGCAUCGUAGACCUCAAGUCAGUGCAACUAUUGGGGUCUGCUUACAAGGAAAAGGUGCAGCCCGAUAUGGAAGAACUGACGGAGAACGCAGAGGACAUAGCCGAGGAAGGGGAUAGCAAACAGAGCGAAGUGAAGCUGGGAAAACUACAAUACAAGCUGGAAUAUGACUUCAACUCCAACAGUUUGGCCGUGACGGUGAUCCAAGCAGAGGAGUUGCCUGCCCUGGACAUGGGAGGAACGUCUGACCCGUACGUCAAGGUGUACCUGCUGCCCGACAAGAAGAAGAAGUUUGAGACCAAAGUCCACCGAAAGACUCUAAAUCCUGUUUUCAAUGAAACGUUUACAUUCAAGGGUGUGCCGUAUGCUGAUGCGAUGAACAAGACGUUGGUGUUUGCCAUUUUUGACUUUGACCGGUUCUCCAAGCACGACCAGAUUGGAGAGGUGAAGGUACCGUUGUGUCAGGUGGACUUGGCGCAGACCAUCGAGGAAUGGAAGGAACUGCAGAGUGUGGAGGGAGAAGGCGGACAGGAUAACAAGUUGGGAGACAUUUGCUUUUCACUCCGUUAUGUUCCGACUGCCGGGAAACUGACCGUCGUCAUCUUGGAAGCUAAGAACCUUAAGAAGAUGGACGUGGGAGGCCUGUCAGAUCCGUACGUGAAGAUUGCUAUUAUGCAAAAUGGAAAGCGGUUGAAGAAGAAGAAGACGAGCAUCAAGAAAUGUACUUUGAAUCCCUACUACAACGAAUCGUUCUCUUUUGAGGUGCCCUUUGAACAAAUUCAGAAAGUGCAGCUGGUGGUGACAGUAGUGGACUACGAUCGUAUCGGAACCUCCGAGCCCAUUGGCAAGGUGGUGUUGGGCUACAACGCGACUGGAACUGAGCUCCGUCAUUGGUCUGACAUGUUGGCUUCUCCCCGACGUCCGAUAGCCCAGUGGCACACUCUCAAGGACCCUGAGGACGGUGAAAAGAAAGACUAAACAUAUUCAAGAUUAUUUCGCGCAAGAUUGGCGUGAGGCGCCCCCAAGCUCUCCCCAUCUGUGCAAUCCUUGUAUAUAAAAUAUAUUUUAGUGUCAUUAUUUUUUAGCAACAAGAGUCGGUUCGUAGAGUAGGAUUGAGGAGUGUUUAUGCUUCUUGUACAGUGAAGCUAGUGUGUGUCUGGUUAUUGUACAAAUAUCAACCAUUCCGACCCGGCCCCUAGAGCUUCCGUGCUUGAUUCGAUUCUUUUACAAAUUAGGACUACUUAAAAGUUAGUAAUGACAAUAAAAAUUGUAAAAUUUCAAACACUUAUCGCUUAGCAAAGUCCUGGGGUGCGCAGGGCCGACUAGACUAUCGUAUGCCUUCUCCCUCAGUUGCAUGCUUUCCCCUCCUUCACGUAGUCUGUAUCGUGUAAAUUCAUCCUAUCCGAAUGUAUAGUUAGUUUAUACAAAUUGUCAUGGUCUCUUUGAUUUUAUCAGUGAAUGUAAUAGUAUAAUUACGUAUAUAGAAAAAUAUUAUUAUUAAUGUUGUAUAAUAUUAAUAUCUUUUAUAUUAUACAUAUAUUAUAAAGUAUCAAUCUGCUUUCUGGAAUGUGUAUAAUCAGAUUGAAAAGUAUAAAAUUUUUCAGAUUCGUAAGUGAAAAUAGUAAAUGAGACACAUGUUUGAUAAAGUAAAUGAUGAGGUAUGUGUUUAAAUCGUAAAUUAUAUUUUUAAUUAAUACAUUAUUUUUAGAAUAAGCCGCAAAGUAUGAAAAUUCUGUCCUCAAGUCACAUCUACUAUUUACUAGAUAUAUUUUUCUUCAAAUUAGACCAUUCAAACAUAGCUGAUGUAAAAAAAUGUAAAAAUGGUUUGUAAAUGUAAUUUAUAUUUUGACUCUUAGUCAAAAUGGUUUUAGUAGUUCCAAUUGUUUAGAACCAGUAUUAACGUAAAUAGAUAUCACCACAACUGUAUUUUGAGGUGUACAUAUAAUGUUUUUGAAGUAGGAUGUACUUAUUAGUGAUAUAUUUAUGCACUGAACUUAAUCAUGUAUUUAUCAACGCUACAGCUUCCAUUUGCUAUGUUUUCUAUCACGUUAGGUUUGUUUGUGUCCCAAGCUCUAGGUGUAACAGGCCUAAACCCGCCAUAUCAGAGGAGCAGCACAAUUAUUGUUAUCCAGUCGAUGUCCAAACUGCUCUUUAGCUAGGUUUAUUUCAGUUUUCAAUAAAUAUUUUUUGCAUUUAUAAUAUUGACAACAUUGGAGGGGGUUUAUCUAACUUCUUGCCAUAGUUAUGGUUUAGGUUAUGCUUUAGUUGAAGCCACGUUAGUUUUGUUUUUACAAGAAUUUAUUCAAGGUUUUUUACUCAUUUUGUACAUUAUCUCUAUGUGAAUUGUUUUUUCGACAUUUAGCUAACUCCCUCCUCACUAUGUUUUAUUGUUUCGUAAUAGUUGAUAUAGACUGUAGUUCAAACAAAACUAAUUAUUUAUCGACAUAACUAUAGUUUACUAAUGAACAUGAUUGGUUUUCAUAUUGAAAAAGAAGUUACGUGAAGCAGCAAAUCUUGAGUUGGUACAGAUCCAUAGUUGGGAAGUGUUGUACUGGUUUGAAGGAAAUCUGAACAGGCAGUUGUAAAGUAGUUUGUUUUGUAUAUUUGUUACCCGGACUGACUGAAUGUUACUCCAGAGGGAGUUAUGUUACUCUAAUCAGUGUAUGUUCACUGUUACUCCUCCUAUUUAACGUUGGUUCUAUCAGAGUUUAUUUCUAAAUUUGUGAUAAGUGUAUGAUCACCUGGCUGUACUUCUCUGGCUGGGAAUGUUAUGUAAUAAACAUGUUGCCAGGA
Messenger RNA from Macrosteles quadrilineatus (aster leafhopper), 3395 nucleotides. Its product is annotated as synaptotagmin 1-like. Gene Ontology annotation, biological process: cellular response to calcium ion; synaptic vesicle endocytosis; calcium ion-regulated exocytosis of neurotransmitter. Lineage: Eukaryota; Metazoa; Arthropoda; Insecta; Hemiptera; Cicadellidae. The transcript is spliced from 11 exons. The coding region runs from base 207 to 1580 and encodes 457 amino acids. Gene Ontology annotation, cellular component: axon; dense core granule; synaptic vesicle membrane. The record is from RefSeq and is a predicted model, not a curated record. Gene Ontology annotation, molecular function: calcium ion binding; phosphatidylserine binding; clathrin binding.